This is a messenger RNA of Setaria italica (foxtail millet), 2548 nucleotides long. Its product is annotated as MACPF domain-containing protein NSL1. Gene Ontology annotation, cellular component: plasma membrane. The transcript is spliced from 7 exons. The coding region runs from base 220 to 2064 and encodes 614 amino acids. NCBI's taxonomy places the organism in Eukaryota, Viridiplantae, Streptophyta, Magnoliopsida, Poales, Poaceae. Gene Ontology annotation, biological process: regulation of salicylic acid mediated signaling pathway; plant-type hypersensitive response. The record is from RefSeq and is a predicted model, not a curated record.
CCCCAUCGCCGCCUGCGGAAGCCCACGCACGCAGCCGGCUGCGCCACGCCACCACACCACACGCACUCCCGGUACAAGACGACCGGGGAGCAAGCGGAUGGGCUCCGCAGUCCACACCACGCCGCACGGCAGGCCGAUGGAAUAGCACCGUACCGGUGGCGGCACGGGCGCGGCUUGCUUAUAACGCGCUGGGGGCAGAGGAGGGAAAGGACGGCGACGAUGAGGGGGUCCUUCGGCGCGCGGCGGAUGACCGCGCAGGAGGCGGCCGAGGCGGCCGUGGGCGCGGUCGGGUGCGGGUACGACCUCACGGGGGACCUCCGCCUGGGCCGCGCCAAGCCGGCGGGGAGGUUGGUGGAGAUCGACGCGGCGCCGGCGCCGGCGCGGGACCUGACCCUUCCUGGAGGGGCCGUCGUCUCCGGCGUGCCGGCCGGGAUCGUCGCCGACAAGGGCGAGCGCACGCGGUUCCGCUCCGACGUCCUCUCCUUCGCUCAGAUGGCGGAGCAGGUGAACCAGUCGCUGUCGCUGGCGGGGAAGAUCCCCUCGGGCGCCUUCAACGUCAUGUUCGACUACCGCGGGUGCUGGCACCGGGACGCCGCCGCCACGCGGAGCCUCUGCUUCGACGGCUGCUUCGUCGAGCUCUACAGCGUCGAGGCCGUGCGCGCGCAGCUCGCCCUGCGAGACAGCGUCAAGGAGGACCUGCCGCCCUUCUGGGAUCCCCCCGCGCUCGCCGAGUUCAUCGACAAGUACGGGACGCACGUCGUCGUCGGGGUGAAGAUGGGAGGCAAGGACGUGGUGUGCGUCAAGCAGCUUAAGGGCUCCAGCCUGACGCAGAGCGACGUGCAGGCCCGGCUCAAGAAGCUCGCCGACGGCAAGUUCUCGCAGGACGGCCCGGCCGGGAAUCCCACCGCCGCCGGAGACGACAGGCUUACGCACGGGCUAAACGGAAAUUUCGGCCCCGGAUCAGCGGCCUGGCAGUCUUUCAGAUCACCAGUCGUGUCUCACAAGGAUGACAUUGUCUGCAUCCACAUCAGGAGAGGUGGCGUCGACAGCGGGCAGGGCCACGGCAAGUGGCUCUCGACGAUCACCGGCUACCCGGACGUCAUCUCGAUGUCGUUCGUGCCCAUAACUUCCCUGCUGUCCGGCGUUCGAGGCUGCGGGUUCCUGAACCAUGCGGUGAAUCUCUACCUCAGAUACAAACCGCCCAUAGAAGAGCUUCAGCAGUUUCUGGAGUUCCAGGUGCCGCGGCACUGGGCUCCAGAGUUUGGUGAGCUUCCUCUUUGCCUCCACAGGAGGAAGAACAGCUUGCCGUCUCUUCAGUUCACCCUCAUGGGCCCUAAGCUUCAUGUCAAUACUGCCAAGGUUGAUUCCGGCAACCGUCCGGUGACCGGCAUCCGGCUGUUCUUGGAAGGCAAGAAGAACGACCGGCUGGGGGUCCACCUGCAGCACCUGUCGGUGACGCCGGGCACGAUCACGGUGGCCGGCGAGGCGGCGUCGGCCGAGGACGCGAUCGUGGACGAGCGCGACUACAUCGAGCCCGUGAUGUCGCCGCUGCUCUCGCACGUCUGCACGGCGCCGGUGCAGUACAACGGCGCGCGGAUCGACGACUGCGCGGCGAUCGUGACCAGGGCGUGGCUGGAGGUGCGGGACACCUGCUGCCUCAAGAAGGUGCUCUUCCUGCGGCUGGGCUUCUCCGGCGUCGCGGCCACGAAGAUCCGGCGGUCCGAGUGGGACGGGCCCUCCGUCGUGCCCCUCAAGUCCGGCUCGCUGUCGGCGAGGCUCAGUGCGGCGCUCUCCGGCGGCCUGGCGCAGGCGGUGCCGCCGCCGCCCGCCGCGGAGGAGAAGGUGGAGGUGAACUCCGCCAUAUUCCCCAAGGGACCGCCGGUGCCGCUCCCGGUGCAGAAGAUGGCGAGGCACGUGGACACCACGGAGGUGAUGAGGGGCCCCGACGACCAGCCGGGGUACUGGGUGGUCACCGGCGCGAAGCUGUGCGUCGAGGGCGGCAAGAUCGCGCUCAAGGUCAAGUACUCGCUGCUCAUCGCGGUGCAAGAGGACACCGACGUCUGAGCGCUUCGUUGUCGUCGUCGAUGCCUCAGCUUCUCCGUUUUUGUGUCUUGUUUUGACGUGGUGUACAGAGGGCACAGGGCAGUUCAGUCGUGCGCAUGGUGUAAAUAGUGCAGAGGGCGCAUGCUGCAUACUUCAGUGUCAGAGAUGUUGUUGUUGUUGUACAGAAUAUAGAGUGCCCAAUAGCGGCUGAUAUUUUGGUUUGCCGAUUCAGGUUUUGCAAAUCUAGGAACAGUUUAGAUAUGUAGAAAUUAUCUUAUUUGAGCAUUCAAUAUAAGAAAACGAGUGAUGCUAUUGCUCAGCAGAUUGGGAAAGAUAGUUCGAUCAGUCAGUCGAUGAUCACUGUCGUCGACCCCUCUACUUCUUUUUGUGUUUGAUUGUUUCGUUAGCCGUGGUGUACAGUUCAGUAGCGAGCAUGUUGUAAAUAGUGAAGAUUGUACAUUCUGAUGAUUCAGGAUAAAAAUAGUUCAUAAACCGAUUGAUUUUU